Molecule: messenger RNA, 1152 nt
Organism: Aegilops tauschii subsp. strangulata
Lineage: Eukaryota; Viridiplantae; Streptophyta; Magnoliopsida; Poales; Poaceae
Source: RefSeq, a predicted model, not a curated record
AUGAGGAGACGACGCACCCACGCUCACCUCGCCGGCACCGCCGUGCUCUUCCUAUUGGCAACCGUCAUUCCAUCGACGACGGCUCCUGUGGUGCACUCGGAGGGCGGUGCCCUUCUGGCAUGGAAGGCCAGCCUGGGCGACCCCACUUACCAUCCAGCCAGCAUCGCCCAGCUGCGCUCUCUCCAGACAGUCGACCUCAGCAGCAACACGUUCGAUAGCUCCAUCCCACCACAGCUUGGUGACAUUCACAACCUAUCCGCCCUCCAAUUAUACAAUAACACCCUCGUCGGCAACAUCCCCCACCAGCUCUGCAGGCUCCUCCACAUGCAGGUACUGGACCUCUCCAUCAACCGGUUUACAUGGGAGCUCCCAGAAUGCUGGUGCAACUUCGAGUCACUACUGUACAUGGACCUAUCAAACAACCGUCUCACCGGGAAACUCCCGAGCUGCUGGUGGAAUCUGGGGUAUAUUGAAUUCCUGGACCUAUCCAACAACUCCUUCUAUGGUAAAAUCCCCACGGCUGUGAGAAACCAUAGAUGCUAUCUUAGGUCGCUUUAUCUUGCUAGAAAUGACUUUGUCGGUGCCUUUCCGUCGGCCCUAAGGAGCUGCAACUUGUUGGAGAUCCUGGACAUUGGGAACAACGGGUUCUAUGGCGUUGUACCUCCAUGGAUCAAGACUCGGGUUCCAUUAUUGAGAAUCCUUAGACUCAGAUCAAACAACUUCACUGAAGAAAUUCCUGUGGGGUUAUCACGACUUUCACAACUUCAGCUGCUUGACAUGGCCAACAAUAGCUUGACCGGCUCAAUUCCGACAGCCUUCGGUAGCUUCACGUCCAUGAAGCAUCCACAAAAUAUGUCUGGUAGGGAACCGCUUGACAAAUACUAUGACAGAAUUAACAUAAUCUGGAAGGGGCAUGAGCAAAUUUUCCAAAGAGGAGUCCGAUUAUUAGCCGGUAUUGAUUUGUCGGGUAAUUUAUUAUGUCGGUGCAUCCCUCAAGAGAUAACUGACCUUCAAGGCCUCCGGUUCCUGAACCUGUCAAGAAACUAUCUGACAUGCAACAUUCCUGAGGAUAUUGGUAGUUUGACUUUUCUCGAGUCCCUCGAUGUAUCAUCUAAUGAACUUACAGGAGCCAUUCCUCCCAGUGUCUUGUGA